AUGGCGCGCGAAACGAGGGGUUCAGCGGCUGCGGCCGUUCCAGAUCCAGCGGUAGAUACCGAUGCUCCCGCCGCGCCUAAACGUAAACGCCAACCAUCCACCUCUCACCCCGACGCCACACCCCGCGGUAUCUCCCUCAAAGUGACCCUUCCCGCUUCCGCCGAAGUACCCAUCAACGGCGUCAAUGGGACACCGCGCGUCAAGCUCAACGUGUCGCCCGCGAAGGACGACGCGGAGCAGGGUGCGAAGCGGCCGAGGGUCAAUCUCAAGUUCAAGAAGAAGUCGGAGACUGCGGGCGCGACGGCGGCUGGUGCAAAUGGGGAUGCUGCGGUUGUAGAGGGACAGCACAAUGGCGGUGGAGGCGAGGCCGCCAAUGGGGAGACUAGUCUGCCGGAGAAGAGCAAAGAUGCUGAAGAAGGGGUGAAGGACGAUCCGGUGGUUGUCCAGGAGAGCGUUGUCCGUGCUUUGGAUAAGGAUGUGCGGGACGCUUUGGCUAUCGUUCUGGCUCAAAUGGCUGUUGAUCUGCCGAGACCACUCAACACGCUGCUGACAUUGCCAUUACCGCCGACUUUUGAUCGGAAGGACGAGAAUACGCUGGCGCAUGUCCUCAAUCAGGAAGAUUUGUCGUGGGAACGGCUAGUGGAACUGCUACACGUCUUCUCCACCCACCUCCUCCAGCCCUGCGCCUACCCUGUCCCCUUCCCCCCACUCUCCCACAUACACGCCACCAUACCCCCUUUACCGCCUCAUCAGCCACAUCACGCCAUUUACGCGUUCUGCGCUUCUCUGCGCGACAUCAUACUCUCCAUCGAACCCACUACCGCACGCGGUCCAAAUGCAGGCCAGGGUCUACUGGAAAAAUGGGCGUUGAUUAUGCGUGCGCCGGCACCAGGGGGUACGGAUGGCCGCCGAGGGGGCGGCGAUUGGUGGACGGGUAUAGCGGAUUGGAGGGAGGCGGAGAGAAUAAAGGUUAAGAAUGGAGGGGGGGAGGGUGUAUUAGAGCGCUUUGCGGCUGAUGGGGGGAAGUUUGGAUACGCCAAUGCUGUCUCGAUCACUUCGUUCGCUGGGUCCACGACGGGUCUAGCGAGUGCGCCGACGCUCGGCGAAUCGAUUGUGCAGAAGGCGAGCCUGAAGGCGCAGAGAUGGAAGGAGAUGUUGGCGAGGCGGAAAGGCGGGUUUGGGAGCUUUCACCGACCAGUUGCCAUCCCGCGCGUAUCGCACCUACCUUGGACACCAACGUUCGGCCCUUCGUUCGACUCAAACUAUGCCGCAGGGGGUGUAGGAUACUGGACGACCCUCGAGGCGAUGCAUCAGCGGGAGCGGUAUAAGAGCUGGAGCGGGCCGAGUGGGCUGCAGGUACAGGAAGGGGGAGAGACGAAGGGAUACUGGGGCAGUCUGGAGGCCAAAGGGGAGGGGGCGACGACUGUCGAGCAUGGGGACGUUGGCAUGGAGGAUGUUGGGCCAGAAGCUGGUGAGGAGGGGACGAAGAGUGGUAGAGGGGUAGACGAUGUGCUCCGGGAUAAUGCGGACUGGCUGAAUGAGCUGGUUGGGUGGCAAGAGGCCAGAGUGCGUAAAGGGGAGAAGGAGGUUGGAGAACGGGAGCAGGUAGUUGCGGAGGAACUUCUCAACUCCCUGGCAUCGCUAUCGGCCACUAUACCACCGUCCGCCCUCAUCCCCAAUCUCGAGCCCGGCUUCGCCCACCGGGUCAGUAAACGCCUCAUCCAUACUCCCGCACCUACCAUCCGCGGCACGCUCGACCCGCGUCGCCCCAAGGCCAUCCACGACAAUGCUACCAUCCGACCCCGGCCGUCCGCGAUGCCCAGCGCCUCUCUUCCCCCUGUACCUUCCAUGUCUAACGGGCCGAGUGUCGCACAGCAACUCGCGGGGACGCCCACCCGGUCGAGUAACGGCGCUGGGAGUGGAUAUACGCCUGCUUCUCAGCCGGCCCAAGCCAAGGCCUACCAACCCCGCCAAUCCUCCUCUGCCUCCGCCGCCUCGCAGCGGCAGAGCUACGGCUACGCCGGCUCGCCCAUGCCCUCCGCGACUAUCCUCCCUGGCGGGCUUACACCACAAUCUAUACCCCGGACAGGCAUCAUUCCCACCUCGCAGCUCCUCGGCCAAUCUACAGAAUAUCGGCACCACGUUCUGCCCCAGCCGGCGCCGCCUCGGCAGACAUACGUGCAUACGCCAUAUCAGCCGGGUCUGCUCGGCGGCGCCGGUGGCGCGGGCGGGACGGGGAACACGAUCUAUUCUCGUGGAUCGCCCGGAGUGGGCCCGGGCCAGCAGGGACCACAGGGACAGCCAGUGAUGAUGGCUUCCCCUGGACUCGGACCCGGGGCAAUGGGGCCGGGAUCGCCGUCGCCUACUGGCGGAGUAGGGGUGGGGCAGUAUGCCCGGCCAGGGAUGCAGCCUAGUGGGUUGAGACAGAGCUUCGGGCCGGAUGCUGGAGGGAGUCAAGGCGGAGGAGGAGGAGGGGGCUAUUUCGCGGGUAUGGGUAGAUCAUGA
Dioszegia hungarica is the source of this 2505-nucleotide messenger RNA. RefSeq lists its product as uncharacterized. The record is from RefSeq and is a predicted model, not a curated record. The transcript has 7 exons. The coding region runs from base 1 to 2505 and encodes 834 amino acids. NCBI's taxonomy places the organism in Eukaryota, Fungi, Basidiomycota, Tremellomycetes, Tremellales, Bulleribasidiaceae.